Molecule: messenger RNA, 234 nt
Organism: Colletotrichum chrysophilum
Lineage: Eukaryota; Fungi; Ascomycota; Sordariomycetes; Glomerellales; Glomerellaceae
Exons: 2
Coding region: 1-234 (77 amino acids)
Source: RefSeq, a predicted model, not a curated record
AUGGACCACAGAGAUAGCACGAUGUGGCUCGUCUUGCUAUUGACGCCGGCAUGGCGGAGGGAAAUCCCGCAGCUCGCCCAGCCCAGCCAGCCUAACCAAGACGGUCUGCAGGGCGAAGGCCGACUCGGCGAGCCCACGCCCGCUCUCUGCCACACCGGAGCUGGAGUCAACAUGGUCAUCAGCGAGGACAAGAACGCAGAGGUUGAGGUCGAGACCAUCAUCAAGACUGUCUAA